Phodopus roborovskii (desert hamster) is the source of this 1486-nucleotide messenger RNA. Its product is annotated as latent-transforming growth factor beta-binding protein 1-like. Gene Ontology annotation, cellular component: cell surface; extracellular region. Gene Ontology annotation, biological process: anatomical structure development. The coding region runs from base 1 to 1422 and encodes 473 amino acids. Gene Ontology annotation, molecular function: signaling receptor binding. The record is from RefSeq and is a predicted model, not a curated record. Lineage: Eukaryota; Metazoa; Chordata; Mammalia; Rodentia; Cricetidae. The transcript has 5 exons.
AUGUCAACAUGGCCCCAGGUGGCUAUAGACCUCCUCAUGGUCUUUGCUGCUAAGCUAAACCUACUUCGGAUAGCCUUUUCUGGGGCCCGACCUAGUGUUUUAAUCCAACUCCUGCCGACAGUAUCCGAGCAUAUUCAGGAUUUGCUGCCUGACGUCACGUCUGCUGCAGAUUGGCUGUUCAGAUCUGACACACGGCUCCACCAGGGAGAAGAAACUUUUAAAACACUUUGCAGCCGGGGCUGCCUCCGCGCGUCCAACGCUCACGAUCCUCCUUUCCCCUCUUCGCGGGUCGGCGCCUGUGGCACCCCGGCGGCACCCCGCGACACCCCUGCUGAGCCAGGGGGACCCUCACCUUGCGCAGCCCGCGCCCCUCCCCUACUCCCCACCCCAACUCCCGCCCCCUGCUCGCCACCGCUGCCGGCUGGGGUCCGCUGCCGUUCAGCCGCCCGCAAAGCUCCUUCCACUGCGGCCACCCAGUCGGCCUCCACCCCGCUGCGUCCGGACUUUCCGCUGAGUUCUCGGGGAUACGGAGCGAGGGCACCGGGGCAGGACGAGCCGCGCGGCCGGAGACUGCCCGUGAUGGCCGGAGCCUGGCUCAGGUGGGGACUCCUGUUCUGGGCAGGGCUGCUAGCGUGGUCUGCGCACGGCCGAGUGCGGAGGAUCACGUACGUGGUGCGCCCGGGCCCGGGGCUGGCGGCGGGAUCCUUACCUCUGGCUGGGCCCCCACGGACCUUCAACGUCGCUCUGGACGCCAGGUACAGCCGCAGCUCAUCGGCCACCUCCAGCCGCUCCUCGGCGGGGCCCCCAGCCGAGCGGACCCGGCGCACCAGUCAGCCUGGCGGUGCGGCCCUGCCGGGGCUGCGAUCACCGCUGCCACCCGAGCCAGCGCGUCCAGGGGCGCCGGGCCGGCAAUUCCACUCUAAGGCCGGUGCUCAGCCCGCAAUCACACGCUUUGCCAAACAUGGCAGGCAAGUCUUGCGCUCCAAAGUGCAGCAGGACACCCAGAGCGUCGGGGGCUCCAGGCUGCAGGUUCAGCAGAAGCAGCAGUUGCAGGGAAUCAACGUCUGUGGAGGUCAGUGUUGCCAUGGCUGGAGUAAGGCUCCUGGCUCUCAGAGGUGCACCAAACCAAGCUGUGUUCCGCCAUGCCAGAACGGAGGGAUGUGUCUCCGGCCUCAGCUCUGUGUGUGUAAGCCAGGGACAAAGGGCAAAUCCUGCGAGAUCACAGCUUCCCAGGACACUGUGCCACCAGUCUUUGGAGGACAGAAUCAUGGGUCUUCUUGGGUCCCUUCUGAGCAAGUGGCAAAGCAUUCCUCAACCAAGAAGGCAGACGCUCUACCAAGGGUCAAUCCAGUGGCUCAGAUGACCCUGACCCUCAAGCCGAAGCCUUCCGUGGGACUCUCCCAGCAGAUCCAUUCUCAGUGAGUGUUCUCAACUUGUGUCUAGCCUAGAUACACAUUAGCCCCUUUUGAACACACUGCUUUAAACC